AUGACGAAUGAAGCACCAGUUGUUGUUGAUGGAGAGAGCACAGUAGAUAUGCCAGAAGAACAUCAUGAUGGUACAAAUAAUGUUGAUGCAAGUGAUGAUGAACAAGAAAGUUGUGAAAACACGAUCCAUUAUAAUCUGAUGCCAGAACAAGAAGAUGAUUUGCAACUGUCAAUGUUAAACAAUACCUCAGUGGAUACUGUAUCUACAACAGGUUUGUUCUAUAUACAAAACCAUGCAUAUAAUUACACAUAAUAAUAAUGUAAGUAACAGUGGCGUAAAGUCAUAUCAGGGGGCCCCCGGUUCAAAACUUUCGAAGGCCCCCCUAGUAGAAGUGCCAAAGGCACAAGUCGAGCGCCAUAUAUGCACAAGUUUUCUAGGGGGUCCAGAGCAUGCUCACCCGGAAAAUUUUUGAAUCUAGAUUCUCUGAAAUACUAUUUCCCGGACUUUAGGGAGAGAUUUUACAGAAUUCUGAUGGUCAGAAAACGAAAUUGUAACAUAUCAAAGGCCCUGGCUAAUGCUUUUGCUCUAUAGCCUGAGCCUGGGGGCCCCCAUUUGGCCCAUUGGGGUUGGGGGCCCCCGGGUUCUCCCGGGCUGAGCCCAUAGUAGUUACGCCACUGGUAAGUAACCAAUUUGGCAGAGAAUAUAUUGUCUGAUAUUGGUCAUAUUGUUUUGAUAUGGUCAUAUUCCCUAUAGCCUGUUGUGUUCUCAUAUAAGCUGUUUCUUCAUAUAUUUUUAUAGUGGAGGAGUGUACUCAAGUCGCAAAUGAAGCGAACAAUGUUCAAGUCACUCAAGGCUCUUCAAGUGCAAAUAAAGAACAGUGGAAUACUAAACUGGGUUCGACAUUGGCUUACAUCCUCGGAAAUACAGACGACGUCAUUGAAUUUGAUCGAGCCAGAAAGAAUGCCAAGAAUCAAAGACAAGAUAAGUUUUUGCUGGAUAACUACAUGCACAAACUUGCAAUUAUUCAAACUAAGGUAUCAAAGAAGAAAGGAGAGUUGGAGAAGGACAUUGCAAAUUGGGAAAAGAAUUAUUUCAUUUCAAACAAUAAUUUACCAACGUAUGACAAUCUAGUAGCAGAUUCAGUCAUGAAAGACAAACUGAAACAAAUAGAAACUGCCAAAGUCAUAAUGAAAUUGAAAGGUUAA
Messenger RNA from Paramuricea clavata, 1145 nucleotides. Lineage: Eukaryota; Metazoa; Cnidaria; Anthozoa; Malacalcyonacea; Plexauridae. The record is from the annotation of a GenBank genome assembly.